UUGAUAACAACCGCUUUGAGUAUGGGUCAAGUGAUUACUGGACUGAAGAACGACACGAUUUGUAGCCAUUAAGUGCACUUUGGUCAAACGAAAUGAAAUUCCCGGGUCACUGAGGUGAACGCGAGAUAACGCCUACCCCACAACAGUGGUCAGCAACUAAAGCAUGGCGCGCUUCUGGUCUGGGGUAAUACUGUGUUUCACCUGCUUCCUAAUUACAGCUGAGGCCGACGUCUUCAAUGUAGUUCACUUCCCCGAUGGACGUUACGCGAUUCAGAUCAAUGGUGUCACAUGGUUAAACAGCGCCCCUACGUUCUUCGUCGUCAACGACACGCGCUUCUCCACCGAAGAUGGCAGCCUCCUUCUCGACAGCAUCAACACUACGAUGUCUGGGUGGGGACCAUUCGGAGUUUGGGUCGCCACCAACUUCCAUUACCGAGCUGGUGACGUACCCAUCGUCGCGAGUAUCUCCAUGUCUGGGGUUUCAGUCAUUACAUUUAUAGUGCGAUUCCCCGACGGAGUUUCAAACAUCAAUCAAACCAACUCAGACGGUGUUAUGUGUGGAUUCCCGGGAUUCCAACUGGACACCACGCAAAAACUUGGAUACAUGUCUUUCGGGGGAGCUGACAUUACAGAACAGUCCGUCGGAAGAUUGGGUCCGUCCGCUUCUUUUCAGGACGGUCUGGAAGGUUCCAGCCCCUUCGCGGUGUUUGACCCGAGUGGAAAUUCAGUGGCAUUUGGACAGUUGGAUAAUGUCAUGACAACACCAAUAUGGCAGAACAAAACCAACAACUUCCUGUACUAUGGAAUUAUGGGAGGAAUCGAUCAGAUCCCGACAAAUUUCUCCUACCAAGUUGCCGCAUUAUAUACCUCGGGAGGGGGGCCUGAAAAUAGUCUUUCGACGUGGGGUUUCGUAAUCAGAAGCAUGAUCUACAAGCAUGACAAAACCGAGGAUCACACCGCAAAAUCACUCGGAUACUGGACAGAUGAAGGGGCCUACUAUUUCGAUAAGACCGAUGGCACAUCAACGUAUGAAGAUACAUUGAUCAAUGUGUUUUCUGAUGCACGAAAUAGAAGUAUACCUUACAGGUACGUGGAACUGGACACCUGGUGGUUCACAAAAGGUCAAGGCGGAGGGGUCAAGGAGUGGACAGCACCCACGGACAUCUUCCCCAAGGGAAUUGAAUAUGUAUACAGAAGUUUGAACGUACCCAUCGUUGCGAAAAAUAAUUUCUGGUCAAGUGACAACAUAUACGCAACACAAAAUGGUGGAACCUUUAAUUUUGAAAUCGAAGGUGACAUGGCAAUACCGACAGAUGAGACGUUCUGGGACAAAAUCUUCAGUGAGUCGAAGCAGUGGGGACUGGCCACCUACAUACAGGACAACAUGACGGAAAUAUUCCGUACUUUCCCACGGAUGCAGACGGACCUUAACUUUGGGCGAGACUGGCUGGUUAAAAUGGCGGAUUCUGCUUUGAGACACAACAUCACCAUCCAGUAUAGUGGCGCCACGCCUAUGAUGGCACUCAUGGCUCUCCAACUACCGGCUGUAACCCAGGUGCGCGUCCAAAGAGGCUAUGGCACAGGGUCGGACCUCUCUAGUAUUCCUGUUUCUUCCGUAUUUUCCCAACUUUUAGGGAUAUCGGCCUUUAAAGACGUGUUUCUUACUGAAGACAAGAAGGGAGACACUGGAGGAAUAUCUGCGUCCAGGAGAAGUGUGGAGGCUGUCCUGUCCAACGGCCCUGUGGGGAUUGGUGACCAGAUCGGACAUACAAAUACUUCCAUCGUCAAUCGGAUGUGUCGGGCUGAUGGAACUGUUCUCAAGCCAAAUAAUGCAGCGCUCGCAAUAGAUGCUCAGGUUAUGCAGAUGGCAUUUCAAGAUGGCAGCGGCCCUAACGCCGAGAUAUGGGCGACAGUCUCAGGUGUCUAUGAGGGUGGAUCCGCGCCGAAACAGGUGUAUGGGAUUAUCUUCGUUUCCGGUUUGAAGAAUAAUUUUGACAUCACCCCGACAAAAGCCGGUAUCGGGUAUGAGUACCCAGUCAGCAAGAUCUUCUCUGCAGCGGAUCCUACAAAGCAGUACGACUUCAGCGACAGCAAGGCCUUCACCAUCCCGCCAUGCCAGCAGGAUUUCUGCAUGUACUAUGCGUCACCAGUUCUAAAGUACAAAGAGAGAGAAGUUCUGAUCCUUGGUGAGCUCAACAAAUGGGUACCAAUGUCCGUCAACAGGGUCGUCAAUGUCACCCUCGGUGACGUCAUCACAGUCUACGUCACGGGUCAGUCAGGGGAGACUGUUGAGAUUUGGUUUGCUGACGGUGUAAGGUUCGGGGCAUUAAAAACUAUUCUAGGGAAGGAUGGCCAGGGUAGCAUCAUCUAUGAAAUCAAAUCUCAUGUUCACAAUUCCGACCUCAGAACAGCUUCAACAGUUUCUGUUGUGAUGGGUAUCCUAGCAACCAUCAUGGUAAGGAUGUAAGAAGAAACUGAUUGCGUUGCUGCUUAUGUUGGCACCAGAUGGCUAAAUCACCACCUCUUCUCAUUGUGUUAAUAUAGUUUCACUUUUUUAUUAUAUAUUUAAUCUCAUUUCAUGUGACAGACAUGCGACUGGAGACUCCAGCAUCUGAUCGAUUGUUCUUUUUAAUUUCGCUGCGGUUAACCGAUACAUAUUAACCUCCCAAGAAGACGGAGAAGAAAUGUUUGUUAUUUUAACAUAAAUGAAAGGCGUCUCUUAUACAGAUAUAAAUAUCCCAAAAUCCCAAGCAAGUCUGUGACCUGCUGUACUGGUCUGAAGGCGAGGUCACUGUGACCUGCUGUACUGGUCUGAAAGCGAGGUCACUGUGACCUGCUGUACUGGUCUGAAGGCGAGGUCACUGUGACCUGCUGUACUGGUCUGAAGACGAGGUCACAGUGACCUGCUGUACUGGUCUGAUGGCGAGGUCACUGUGACCUGCUGUACUGGUCUGAUGGCGAGGUCACUGUGACCUGCUGUACUGGUCUGAUGGCGAGGUCACAGUGACCUGCUGUACUGGUCUGAUGGCGAGGUCACAGUGACCUGCUGUACUGGUCUGAUGGCGAGGUCACUGUAACCUGCUGUACUGGUCUGAUGGCGAGGUCACUGUAACCUGCAGUACUGGUCUGAAGGCGAGGUCACUGUGACCUACUGUACUGGUCUGAUGGCGAGGUCACUGUAACCUGCUGUACUGGUCUGAUGGCGAGAUCAUUGUUGUCGCCAUUGGCCCAUUAUUGAAUUUUGUUAAGACAGAGCUAUAGCUGUCUUUCUGUUGUAUGCGUAUUCUUUCCACGACAAGAAAUGUUGAAAUCGUCCACAAACAGUGUACCAUCAAUACUAUUGUUAAAUACUUUAGUGAGAAUAUUAAUUUUAUGCUGACUGACAGUAUGCUGCCUUGGGGGACGCCCUGGUCUUGAUCGAAAUGAUCAGACAGGGUAGAGCCUACAAUUUUCUGUUGUUUAAAAAAUGAGAUAUAGACUGUGGUAAUUUGUUCCUCAAUCCAAAUUCAUGCAAAUCUUUUAAAAUACCAUGUUUCCACGUUGUAUCAUGUGCCUUAUCUAGGUCGAGAAGAAUGAUGUAGUAUGUUGUUUGUUGACAAUGGAAUUUUUAAUAAAUGAUUCUAAAUGCACCAAA
Molecule: messenger RNA, 3634 nt
Organism: Haliotis rufescens (red abalone)
Lineage: Eukaryota; Metazoa; Mollusca; Gastropoda; Lepetellida; Haliotidae
Exons: 17
Coding region: 164-2467 (767 amino acids)
Source: RefSeq, a predicted model, not a curated record